CUCUCCUCAUUCCCUCUCUCUUUCUUUUUCCCCAUUCUCUCCAUUCUUUCAUUCACUGGCAUCCCUGUCCUCGUCAUCCCCCCUCCUUCUACCCAUCUUUCACUUUCUCUUGUCUCCUUUCCCCUGUGGACUCAGGAGUUCAGGUGGUUACUCAAACAGACAGAAACAAGCCUGUGCCUCCGCUUGUUUCUCAGCUUUGUCUUACCGCUGCAAGCCCCCGUACUGCACCCUCUCCCUCUAUCCUCUUCCUCCUCCCCGGCAAGGUGUGUGAUGGUGUGUCCCCUCCUCUGUGUCCUGGAGACAUGCCUGUGCAGGAGAUGGCGGUGAGUCCUGUCAAGUCCCUGUACUGGGAGCAGUUCCCCCCAAUGUCACAGCGCCGCGUCUACUGCACCCCCGUCUACCACGAAGGCCUGCUCUACGUGCUGGGGGGCUGCAGCGAGACGGGCAUGCCCCUGGACAGCGUUGAGGUCCUGGAUGUAGAGAGCCAGACAUGGACUCAGCUCCCGCCGCUGCCCACUGCGCGGGCCGGGGCCUCGGCUGUAGCGCUGGGGGGCCAGGUCAUGGUGCUCGGGGGCAUGAACCAGCAGCAGACCCCGCUGGCCUCCGUGGAGAUGUACCACCCGGAUGAGGGCAAAUGGGAGACGAGGGCGAGCCUGGGUCAGCCAUCCAUGGGAGUCACCACUGUGGAGAAAGAUGGAAAGGUGUAUGCGUUGGGAGGUAUGGGAGCAGACACAACGCCACAGGCAUUGGUGAGGGUUUAUGAGGCAGAGAAGGACCAAUGGCAGCCGAUGACCUCCAUGCCCACGCCGCGGUACGGAGCCACGCCCUUCAUAAGAGGAAACAAAAUCUACAUGAUGGGUGGUCGUCAGGGAAAGAUGCCAGUGACGGCGCUGGAGGCUUUUGACCUGGAGAUGAAGAGCUGGACACGUUACCCCUGCAUCCCGAGCCGGAGGGCCUUUUCCUGCUGUGCCACAAAUGAUCGGAGCCUCUUCAGCCUGGGGGGCCUCCAGCAACCGGGGCCGCAUAACUUCUACUCCAGACCUCACUUUGUCAGUACCAUGGAGGAAUAUGAUCUGGAUCAAGGUAUCUGGAUCAAACCCAGCCGAACAUCCAGGAUGAGGGAGAAGAGGGCAGACUUUGUGGCAGGAUGCCUGGGAGGAAGGGUAAUCGCGGCUGGUGGUCUAGGUAAUGAGCCGUCGCCGCUGGGCACGGUGGAGAGCUACAACCCAGUGAAGCGGCGCUGGGAGUAUGUGGCGCCCAUGCCAACCGCACGCUGCUCCUCUGCCCUGCUGCAGAUGACCAGCAUGCUCUUUGUCAUCGGUGGAGUUGCCCAGGGACCCAGUGAUGCUGUGGAAGCCCUCUGCUUACCAGAAACAGUCUGACACAUGCACACAUGCAAAGACGCAGGAGUGCACACCGGCAUUGAUAAUUAUUCAUGUAUGUGCAAAAACACAUGAAUUGGAUCCACAGAUCGUAUUUAGAUACUUUUCUACCUUUAUGUCCAAAUGAUGGAUUCCUUGUGCGCUGGGAUGAAGGAAACUGUUUUUGACAUUCAACAAGCAUUUUUAACUGCAGAGACAGUUUGUGACAGAGCUGGAUGAAUACAAGAUGAAGGGCGUUCAAGCCGCCUGCUGUGACUGGCAAGGACAGAAAACUGAUAGCUUUUCUACGCUGGGCAAAUCAGAGGAAGGAGAAAAUGAGCAAAAAACAGACACACACACAUAGUGUCUGAAGAAACAACACGCCUUUGAACUGUUGAGCAUUUUUCAGAAUAAAAGCAGGGUACUUUUCUGGAUAUUAAAGGAAGAUAGGGCCAUAUCUGUAUCUUUUCUUUGCGGCAGCGUCGCUCUCCUCUGCUGCUGCGACAGCGAGCUCGGACACUUUUCUAUGACUUUAGAAACAACAGAUGAGUUUUAGACAGUGACGUUCUGGGAAUGUGAAUGUCUGUUUUGGUUGUUCUCUUUUCGUUGAAGUGUUUGUUGUUAUGUGUGAGAGUUAGCACUGCUAGCAAGCGCUACCACAGUGUCAACAACAGUGGCCCUUAACAUGCGUUCACACCGCAAGCAACCCAAGAAACUGCAAAUCAGAGGCCCAUCCUUUUUCUACAACCAGUGACGUGCUGGCUGACGUCGACCACAGUCAUUGUGUUUCCUUUAUGUGUUGUGGCAGAAAAGCUGACUGUGGUCUAAGUUGUCAGCACCUCGCUUUGCUACAUAUUUAUCCACCUCGGCUACAUUAGCAUCACCGUAAUCAAUCCCAAUCAAUCACCAAGGCUCAAACUGUCCUUCAUACUGUAGCACAAGGAUGUAGUUGCUCGUGGAGUGAAUGCAGGGUUACUCAUACCUGCUGCACUGAAGCAUCCCGACAGAUAAAUAAUAAUCUCAACGUCAGCCUCCUUACAUAUUACAUGUCCCUUGAGUUUUAUGAUGGAUAGUCGUACUUUGUAUUCUUUACCUCAAGUUGAUAUCGGUCAGAUGGUGGAUAAAACAGGAAGAGAAUCUUGUGGUGAUGAUACCUGGGCAACAUUUUGAGGCAAUUUUGUUACUCUAGAUUUGUCCAACCCAAGUGUAGUAGGCUAUCAUGAGCAUAGUUUUGCAUAACCAGUCCUGAUCUCUUUUGAGUGUAAAAAAGUCCAUACCUAUAGGCUUAAAAAGGACUGAAAGGUUUGUAGCUUGUUCAGGAAGGGAGCCGAGGUUAAGCAAAUCAUAUAAAAAUACCCAUAGAAACUUCUGAAAUCAUGCAGCAUAUUCCACUUCAUUACUAUUGGUCUGUAUGUUCAGUAUGUCACUUUGUCAGUGAAUUGCUAAAUAUGCUAGUUUUUGUGCAGCUUUGAAGUGAAAGCAUAGCACAGAAGCUAUCAGUUUUGGGCAAGGUAGUUGAAAAAUGUAGUCAAUUAGAUUACAUAUUACUCAUUAUAUUACUUCAUCAUCAAGAGUAAUUAGAUCCUUUACCUCGCUCAGCUUUUAAAUAACUCCAACGUUUCCACACCCACACGUCACAUCAUCUGUACGUAAUGUGUAGAAAUAGAAAACAAGAUAUUGUGGUUUAUCAAGGAUUUUUUUCACUGAUCACCAACAGCUAGCUUAACCUCGCAGAGUGAGGGGUUGCAUGGUGAAGCUGCCCUCCAUCAAUGAACAAAACCCAGGUGACUCCUGGAUGUGGGCUCACCUGUGGCUAACAUUAGCUAGCUAGCAAAGAAUUCACAUCAUGUAAGUAAAACAAAUUUGGAGUUACUGAGAAACGCAUCUCGUCUCGUCUGUUGGUAGGAGCUAGCCGAAAUCCAACAGGGGUGCCAUGCCAUUUUUCUGACAGCUCAUAACUCCGAAGCCCCAGUAGUCUGACAAAUGUCCCAUUGGACUGAAAGGACCUCUGUCCGACAGCCUGGUAUUCUGAAAACAAAUGCUCAUCACUCGGAUGGCCCAUUGCUCUGAAAAUAGGCUACACAUGCUCUAAAACAGAAGAACAUGACUAAUUAUAAUGCAGAAUGGCGCCAUUGGACCUUUUAACUAUGGCGAAGGCAUGUCACACCUCACUCUGCCCCUGAUUGGCUUACCAUGGUAUUCUUACCAUAACCAAUCUCAGUCCUCAUGCCUCACCCAACCAACUAAGGCUAUGAGUGAAAGCCUAUCAGAGGCAGAGUAGGGCAGGAGAAGUCUUUACUAUACUAGAAAGGUUAGUGCACAAUGAUUAACCUUGUGCUUUGGAGAAACAGCCCUAUAGUUUUAUAGUUUGUGGGAUAUGCUGUCGGACAAAUAGGCUUUGGGUCCAAUGGGGCCAAGUUAAUAUGUGAAAUGAUGUCAACUCUCCAUCAAACUCCUGGUAAAUCAGCCAACAAAGUAUAGUUUGGACAAGUAAAUUGUCAUUGCUAUCUAUCUAAUUGUUACUGAAAAAGUAACACAUUACUGUAAUGCAUUACUAAGUAACUGCUGCCUGAAACUGUUAGCCAUGUUGCAUAAAAACUAUGUGCAACAUACUGUAUGUACAGAUUGAUAUCAAAGAAUUAUGCUAGGAGUGCUUUGAGCAGUUUCUAUGGAUGUGUUGGCAUGACUCAUGGAAUCACUCAUAACUUAUAUGAAUCCAAGUCGACAGCAGCUGCUACAGACUUUGUCAGAGCCACCUUUUAGUCAUAGGGUGGGUGAGCAACUGAUGCUCAAAAGACAGCUGGAGAUUUUGUUUGUUUGGGUUGAAAUGAGACUUUGUGUACCAGAGUUGGGGAUGAAAGAUGAUGGGGGGAGCUGCAGUGCAGAAUGUUUUGUGACAGAUCCAGUGACUUGUGGACAGCGGACGAGGUCGGGCUGGAGACAAAGGAAUUACCCAGUGCAGUGUUCUGCUGUGUGGCAAGCAGCCUCUGUUGGUCUUUCUUAUCCUGCCAUACUGGUAGCAUUUGCCCUAUUCCUCCUCCUCGCUGCGUGGAGGAUACAGGCAGUGAUAUUUGCCAUGAUGACAUUUCAAAUGUUUUUUGCCAGAGUUUAUUUGAUGACUAGAUGAUUAAAGGUAGUGUGCUAAACAAAAGAGAAAUGAGCCUGAGAUUGGAAAUGGGAAAUGAAAUCCAGAUUGAAUCAACAGAUACGAUGGCUAAUUCAAAGAUGAUGGUUUGUUUCAGCACUCUAACACAUAAGAAGUUGAGAUACAGGCCUGCAGCCUUAUUGCAUCAUUUAGAGACGACAUUUAUCUGGUACAUCCAAACUAUUUUAAAUUACCUGGUAAAUAUUGCAGGUGCUUGAGAAAUAGAAUGAGCCAUUUUGUCUCCCAGUACAUGAAACUAUUUGAAAAGGUGUACAUGCUUUUAAACAUGUAGAAAGAUGAGAGAGAAAACGACUGUAGAUAAAUUAGAGACACAAAUAAAAACCAUACAGGAAGAGGCAGCUAGCUCUGACCCCCAAUAUAAGCAGUGUUUCUGAUCCACACACACACACACCCACACACGUCUUGCCCCACUUCAUAUACAUUUCUGGUCGGCACCCUGGCACAUCUUGUUAACAGAGUCAGACAUCUAUUGCUGUGCAAGAGCACUGAAGCUGCUGGAGCUCAGAUGAGAUGCCAGUUGACAGUUGGUUAUUUCUGGUGCUGCAUUGUGUGCAUCUAAUUGAGUGUGUUAGGUAUAAGCCACUCACAUAUGUAUGCGUGAGCACACACAAACACACACUCCAGCUUGUAGGCAGAGCCGAGCACAGACCUUCAGGAGUGCAGGAAUGCAGUCAGUCAGUGACGACUUGUAGGCGAUCUGUUUUAAUGUUUAGCGAUUUUAACUUGCACAAAUCUCAGAUAAAUGACCAAUGAGUCACACAGACAAGCCCCUGCACUCUCGCUGCUACUGGGGGAUGGAGAUGGAGGGUGGCAGGUUAACAAGGGGCGUGCAAUUUGGUCAUUUUGUUAACAUCCUUCCUAAAAUAACCUGUGGCUCCCACAGUUUUAUCUGGCUACAAUUACAAAUGCUUGGAGAGAACACAAAGAUCAUUUUGUCUGUAAACAGCUCCUCUGGUUGGGGACUGUGGCCCUCCACUCCAUCCAACUCUGAUGAGCCUACUUGAAUCAACUGCAGUUUGUGAGAGUGUGUGUGAGAGAGAUAAAUCACAUGUCUAUUUUUUGCCAUGGAUAUAUCGCGAAAAGUGGAUGAGGUUUGGCAAAAUGGCUAAAAUGGUAUUUGCAUGUGACUUGCUCAUGCAGCACAAACAGCUAAAGGUUAUUACAGAAGAAGUAAUAAUUGGCCUUAUGUGCUGUCUGUGGUAUUUGACAGAUGCUUCUUUAAUGGGGCCACGGGGGAUUUUUUUGUUUUGUUUUCUUUUUUCAGCCAACAGGGAGAAUUGGCAACAAGUCAAAUAUUGCCGCACUUUAUCUUAAAGGUAAAGUGUGUAGGAUUUAGGGGGAUAUUUUGUCAGAAAUGGAAUGUUAAUAAGUACUUUUUUCUUUAGUGUAUGAGCACCUAAAAUUAAGAAUCAUGUUUUCAUUAUCUUAGAAUAAGCUGUGGAUCCUUGUCAAAGGGAAGUCACCAUGAUCACCACCAUGUUUCUACAGUAGCUCAGAACAGACAAACCAAACACUGGUUCCAUGAGUUGAAAAGAUGCUGUUUUGUGAGUGUUUUUACCGAUUGAAGUCAUCGUAAAUGAAGAGACCUCUGCGGAUAAUUCAUUUCCCAGUGAAAAUCUCCUAGACAUCUGGAUCUUAGGUUAUCAGAGAAAAAAAUUGAUCACAUAUUAGCAUGUGCUGGGCAAACCGCCUGUCUCAGACAUACCAAACAGCACAAGAAAAGCACUGAUUUGCAUGUGAAACUGCUUAAUUUAAUGUUUUUAUGAGUUUAAAUCACAUUGUCCAUAUGUUUCGGAGAGGAAGAGACCUCUGUAGAUAAGAUAAGAACAUUAAAAGAAUUCUAGCCAGGAGAAGUUUCAGCUAGCUGGUUGCUAAAUCCCCCCAAAUCCCCUUAAAUGUUACACACUGGACCUUUAAAGCUGCAUUAUCAGAUUUUUUAUGGCCACUUGGGGGCGGCAGAGCAAGCUGUAAACAUUAUAUCAACAUAACACCAUAAGUUGUUAUAAUAGUUGAUAAUGAACUGUUGCUUACACAUUUAGCACUCCAGGAGCAACUUCCUGAGGAAUGUUAGUCUAAUAUAUACUUGCUUUAACCUCUUUGGUCUCCACCAGCUUCUGAGGAAAUGCUCCACUGUGUUCAUCAGCUAAAUUUCUGUCUUUUCUCGGAAACAAGGUUGACGAAAGCUAGGAGACUGAACUGAAAUAGUAAACUUUUGGCCUGUAAAAUCAAAACUAAGAGUUGAAAGAUGCAAAAAUGCUUUGGGCUGAGGACAACUGCAGUCGGAUGAAAAACCAUCCCACAUAUUAUUAUUUUAUAUGUGCGGCUGUGCUUCUACGUCUACAUUCAUGGUUACACUGUACGCGCACUUGUGCGAUUGUGAUGGCGUGUGGGCGCGUGUGAGCACGAUUGUUAUUAUGCUUAUGUGUGGGUGUGUGUGUGUGUGUGUGUGCGCAAAUUCUUGACACCAAGCCACGCUCACCAUCUAUUAUUAUGUGAGUUGUCUGGAGGAUGUACAAUGUCUCCUGUGCAGUCUUUCAGUUUCUCCCGCUCUGCGAUACAGUUUACAUGGCACACUGCAGUCCCCAGGGAAUUCUGGGACCUUGCCAGAGCUAGUUCUCUCUUUUUGUUGUCUGGUUUCGUUUUUUUUUAAACCUUGUCUCUUUCACUCUCUCUCUCUGACCCUGUCAGUGUCAGAUUGUUUUUAGGAGAAGAUGCCUCAUAAAUCUCAAAUUUGUCUUUCAAUAGAAAAGAUGCCUCAUAAAUCUGUUUUUCUGGCUCCUGAUGUGACGUACGUGUCAGGCUGUUUACUCAUUGGAGUGAAAUCCCUCUGCUGCCUCUGACAGCAGGGGUUGGGAGACACAGAACAAAAGAGCAGGAUGCUUCAGUACAGGUAGCAGCUAAUUACAGGCUGUACUUUUUUAGCAGGCCAUGAGCGGAUGAUGCACAAGCAUAUGUAAAUGUCUAUGUAAAUGUGUUCUUACAGGACGAGUUGAAAGCCAAAAUGUAUUGUGGACCUGCUUUCCAUGACAAGAGCAUUAAUAUGGUUUUAAUUAGCAUGAGUUUCUAGGUGACAUUUUUCAAACCGAGUCUGAGAAAUCUGUAGAACCUGAGGCGCAGGGCAAUUUUACAAGCAAUAAGUGCCCUAAAAUUACUACACAGGUUUUAAAUACCCUAAAGUACAGAGCAAUGUUGACUGGCAACAAAUGCGCGAGUAGGUACAACACUCAUUUUCAAGCACGUUUUUAUUAUCCGGAGCAAACAGACGUGACUUGCAUUGCCUCAAAUAGUUGCCUUGUGUAUCAUUACCUCUCAAACAUUUGUAGAUACAGUACGUACCCUCUUGUCCAAGAUACAUUCAGGGCCCUGUUUUAGUGUAGGCACAAUGUGCAUGGCACGCUCUGUGCCUUAAUUCACAAAAAUAAGGCCCACAGACUCAGGUUCUGACAAAACAGCGGGGGUGCAUUCAGCAGAGUGCAAAGAAGUGGGUGGACGAUGCUGAAUUUACACUGUUUUCAGUUUUAUGAAUUCAAUGCUGAAGUGUAUCUUGUGUUUGAUAAUGAAAAGCCUCCCCAGUUUUCUUGUCUUUUCUUUGUUUCUUUUUUUUUUUGUGCGGGCAAACUUGAACACACUUUCCUGGUGCAACAGGAAACAGUGUCAGCACCCGCAGGUAGCAUAAAUGUGUUACUCUUACAUUAGUAUACCCAUGUGUUCUUGUUUUUGUUUCCUAUAGUUGAAAAAAAAAAAUAUCAAACAUCCCCUUGAUUAUUACUGAUUGGGUAACCAGGAUUAGAUAUAAUUGUUUUUUUCUGUCAAUUGUUUAUGUUUGUUCUUUGUUUUGCCCUUCACUUGUUUGUGUUGUGGAUUGAGGUUGUGAGGUGACAUAUGUGUCGUGGUGUUGUCCAGAUCUGAACUGGGUUCCCCAAAGUGUUUGUCACUAGUUAUGUGUUCUUGUAAAGCUUUGCUUGGGUGGAUGUUGCAGCAAAUAUUUUUUUUAGUAGAGGUUUAUACAGAAGUCUGUUUAUUUUAGUCAGACGGGAAGCAUAGGAACACAGUUUGUAUAAUACUGGGAAUGAGGAUAUGUAAUAUCACUGUCUAAUAUAUGGUUUUCAAGUAGAAAGGUCUAGAAAAGGUUAUAUUUAGUGAGAAUAGAGGAAGGACAGAGAUAUAUAAUUGAAGCAAACAAGCUGACACACUAUUUUUUUCCAUUGAGUGAUUUAAAAGCUUGAAGGUUUUCAGAUCUAAAUGGUCGAAAAAACAUCAAUUUCAACACAGGAUAAUAUUUUUCAUUCUGUGAUUGAACUAAAUGCUUCAGAUAAUUAAUAUUUUCAACCCCCCGCAGCUUGAGAACCACCGGCCUUCAAAGCUGUCUGUCGUUUUGACAAGUGUCAGAGUGAAACUAGUUUGUGCAGACAUUUUGGGAAACACAAACCCAGAAAUCCCUCCCCCUGUUCUAAUCUCUCUUGCUGUACUGUGCUGUUUCCCUACAGUGAUUGACAUGGUAGAAACCUGGUAAACUGCUUUGUGGUCUCAGUGGAUCAGUAUUGCCAUGUGCUCUGUGUGUGCAAAUGUGAUUUGGGAGGUUUACUGAACUUAAUGGAAUGUGCUGAAGGUGAUAAGGAAGACAGAGAAGGAAACAUAAGGAACGGUGGACUCGACUCCACUCAGAUGGCGUGUGUGGGGAGGUGUAAGGCAGUGUGUGUGAAACACUGCAAAGUUAAAUAUAUCCUUAUUUAUGUUAUAAUUAUAUGCUUUUGUAUUUUCAUCCCUGUGUAAACAUUUGGUUGUAGAAACAUGCAUAGCCCCUUUUAGUCAGACAGACUCACCCACACACACGGUAACUCCUGCCACUUCAAACUAUGCACUUACAGUGAAUCGAGCCCAUACAGCGCUGACUUGACAUGUGACACCAACAACGAUUAGACUCAGUUACAGUAUGACUCCUGUACUGAGACCACAUACAGUAUAUUCAACGACAUAGCAUAAGUAUAAAUAACAGAAACAAAUAAAAACAACACAUACUUACAAUUUUAUACAAUAUGUUCUGUAUCGCAGUUAGGUUAUGUUCACUGAGACAAAUAAAAUUCUGUUUCAGUUGUUUUACAGCAAUGUUGGUAGAACACAAAGUUUACACAUGACGAUAGGUUUACUUCUCAUGAGGUGUACAACAGCUAUAUAAUGUCCUCUGUGGCUUAGGAUGGUGCUUUCUACAGUCUGAGAAAACAACUUUGUUUAUAUCAUUAGAGUUACUUUGGCUUGGGGUUGAGAAAUAACAUUUUUAUUAUAAAGCAUGUGUUACAAACUGAGGGCAUUGAGAUUAAAAGA
Epinephelus lanceolatus (giant grouper) is the source of this 9849-nucleotide messenger RNA. It is a transcript of the gene klhdc8b, whose product is annotated as kelch domain containing 8B. NCBI's taxonomy places the organism in Eukaryota, Metazoa, Chordata, Actinopteri, Perciformes, Serranidae. Gene Ontology annotation, cellular component: cellularization cleavage furrow; midbody; intercellular bridge. Gene Ontology annotation, biological process: mitotic cytokinetic process; mitotic nuclear division; nuclear chromosome segregation. Gene Ontology annotation, molecular function: protein binding. The record is from RefSeq and is a predicted model, not a curated record.